Messenger RNA from Dicentrarchus labrax (European seabass), 11687 nucleotides. Its product is annotated as mucin-3A-like. The transcript has 46 exons. NCBI's taxonomy places the organism in Eukaryota, Metazoa, Chordata, Actinopteri, Moronidae. Gene Ontology annotation, molecular function: protein binding. The record is from RefSeq and is a predicted model, not a curated record. Bases 42 to 11453 code for a protein of 3803 amino acids.
CCCACGUAUGGACAUAACUAACUGAAACUCUGACUUUAACAAUGGAUAAGAUGUGGAUGUUUUAUUCAUCAGUCAUCCUAUUGUCUGUCAUACAGAUACAACAUGUUUUGGCUACAGGAUGUGAUAUUGUGUCAGUGACAUCUUCUUCAGCAUCAACCCUGAAAAUAGUAUGGAGCAGCUUCAGUGGAGCUACAGUUUAUUCACUGAAAUUGAGAGUUGUGAACUCUACCAGUAUCGCCCCAGUGGUUGUGAAACAGACAAUACCAAGCACACAGAGGCUAGUUCAGGGGUUAAGACCGGGACUUUCCUAUGAAGUCAAACUGACAGUCUUACAUUUUACCACUGUCCUGUGCACAGAUGUUGAAAUAACCAUGACAGUGCCUGCCACAUCUCAGAUCACCUUUGCCAAAGCUAUUUCGAGUACAUCUAUAAGGUUUGAGUGGUCCAGCGUGAUAGGGGCGGACAACUACAUCUUGUUUGUGGAGGAGUUGUUUAGUUCCCCCCUAGUACAAUACAACCAGACCUUCACAACCCUUGGUGGACAAGUGGACGGCCUGACCCCCUCUAGGACUUACAACUGUUACAUUUACUCCUCCAACAGCGCUGGGAGGGGCGCCAAAAGUAAUACAAAGACAAUCACGAUGUUGGUGCAGCCACCAACUGGUGUGACUCUUGUACAGACGGGAAAGAGCACAGCCCGAGUGACGUGGAACCCAGUCAAUAAAGUCCUGCUUUAUCAAGUGGCUGUGUUUGACAGCGACCCCAGCAACCCCCCGGUCAUCAGAAACACUUCAACCACAUCCAUGGAUAUCAGUAAUCUGGAGCCUUGUUCCAUGUACACGGUGGGAGUAUCAUCAGUCAAUGUCUUCUUAGUACCUGGGGAGGCCGCAAAUGUUUUUCACAAUACGUCCACCAUAAACCCGGUGAAGACCAUCUCUGUGGACUACAGCUGCUCCAGCGGGUUGGUGACAGUAACUUGGGAUUUGGUGUUUGGGGCCAACUUGUACAGGGCCACCGCUGUUGAUGGCACCGGCGCGUCCCUUAACUGUACAUCAGCCUCCACCAGCUGCCAGAUUCCCAUGCUCAAAUGUGGUGAGAAGUAUGUGGUCCAUGUCACAGCCUUCUCUGACGACUGUGAGAGCAUUUCCAACACCUCCAGCUUGUUCGAGACAGUACCCUGUGCUCCAGCUAAUCCUAGCACUAUUCAUGACUGCUCCAGCAAUGUGAUUGUCUUUGGCUGGCAGGCCACCAAUAACACCCUGUACUAUAUCGCAACGGCUGUGGACAACACUGGCAAAGCAACUGAGUGCCGGACGCAAGACAACAUGUGUUUCUUUACUAAUACGGGCUGUGGUCAGUUCUAUAAGUACACUGUGUACGCCGUCAGCUCUGAAUGUAACAGCGAAGUGACCCAUCCGGAGUUCGUCCGGACUUCUCCUUGUCUACCAACAAACAUCAAGACAGCAGCUGAAUGUCACUCUGAAACGCUGAUCACAACCUGGGACUCUGCUGCUGGAGCUCUUUCCUACACUGUAGAAGCACAGGGGAACACUGCAGACACAUACAAUUGCACCUCCUCCACCAACAGCUGUGCAGUGGCCGGAGUGCCGUGUGGUGAACACCUCAGUGUGUGGAUCAUCGCCUCCAAUGACAACUGCUCUACUGAGAAGGUGCUGGGAGAAGCUGCUCAGACUGUUCCCUGUACCCCCACCAAUCUCUCAGUGUCAGUCGACUGCAGCCAAGAUUCUGCAAGAUUUAACUGGACGACAAGCAUCGGUGCUAUAUUCUACAUAGCGGUGGCUGAGGAUGCAAAUGGAAAUAUACACAGCUGCAAUUCAAUGGGGACUAACUGCUUGAUUGAAGGCCUGAGAUGUGGACACAAUUAUACUGGCAGCAUUAUUGGCACCAAUCUAAAGUGCAACAGCACCGCCAGUGAGGAGGUCACAUUUAUGACAGCUCCUUGUCCCCCAACAGACAUUGAGGCAUAUAGAGACUGCAACGCCAACCAUGCUCUGAUAGUCUGGCAGAACCAUAAGCCCACAGGCCUCUACACAGCAGUCAUUGAGGAUCAGAGCGGGGCUCAGCUCAACUGCACCAGCAGCACAGUCAACAACUGUAAAAUCCCCUCUCUGCCCUGUGGAAAGAGAUACAACGUCACUGUCAGCUACCAUGAUGGAAACUGUCCGUCCACUUCAGCACCUAUCAGCAUGGACUCAGUGCCAUGUGGUCCUGAGGAUGUGAUGGCCAGUGUGGCCUGCGUUACCGGUGAGCUGAAAGUCACCUGGAACAUCUCAGUUCCCGCAGAGAACUACACCACCAUUAUCUCCAGAGGAAUAGGUCAGCCGCUGCACUGUAACUCUACAGAGACACUGUGCACCACGGGAGGGCUGUUGUGUGGAAGCUCCUACAUAGUGACGGUCUUGUCCGUCACCGGGACGUGCUUCAGUCUGCCGAGCACAGAGGUCACAGUGCAAACAUUGCCAUGUCCUCCCACAAACGUCACAGUCACACACACAUGUGCGCCAGGUUCUGUUCCUGUGUCAUGGGUGGCCAGUGACAGUGCCAUAUACUACACUGCUGUCGCUGUGAGUGGCGGGGGUCACAGGUCAGAGUGCACGACCAACACAACUACCUGCAGCCUCCCUGGACUCCAGUGUGGGGAGGUGUACACCAUUGGUGUUUCAGGAGGUGAUGACAACUGUACAGGUCAACUGAGUGACACGGUCUCUUUGAACAGAGAGCCAUGUUCUCCUACUAAUGUGUCCAGCCAGCUGGUCUGUAGCGCUGGCAUUGCUCACGUGUCCUGGGCUCCCAGUGCAAAUGCAGUGAAAUACGCUAUGAAAGCCACCAGCAAUGAACAGAUCCUCAGCUGCACCAGCUCCACCCCCAACUGCACGCUGACUGACCUGGUCUGUGGCCAGCUGUAUGACAUUGUUGUGACUUCAACUGAUGGCACCUGUGUCAGCGGCUACAGUGCCGCCUUCAGACAAGACGAAGUACCAUGCGCUCCAGAGAAUGUCACUACGAACCUGUUAUGUGGCACCAGUGACAUGACAGUCAGCUGGAUCCCCAAUGCUCUGCCCUUCAACUACAGUGUCAUUGCUGUGCCACUGGCUGGAAAUAUUAGUUCAGUCACCUGCAAAACUAGCCAUGCCAACUGCAGUCUAAGUGGUCUCCAGUGUGGACAGACUUAUAAUGUCUCCGUCAAAGCUUCCUCUGGCAGCUGCAGUGGACCAUAUAGCCACCCACAGAUUGUUCAGACAGCAUCCUGCUCCCCUCAGAGCUUAACAGCAGUGACAGACUGUGGCACAAACUCUCUCCUGGCCUCCUGGAACGCAGCUCCUGGUGCUACCUCCUACACAGCAACAGUGACGGGCCCCAAUGGCUUCUCUGAAACCUGCUUCUCAUCAAACCUCACAUGCUCUUUCUCCAGCCUGCAGUGUGCCAGUCAGUACAACAUUACAGUGACAUCCCAGGACAGCAACUGUACCAGCUCUCCCAGUCAAACUGUUCUGACGACAGGACCAUGUGACCCUGUCAAUGUGACCAGUAUCUACCAGUGUGGUUCAGACAAGGCGACAGUCUCCUGGGAAGCUGCUGCCGGGGCCGUGGCCUACACUGUGCACGCUCAAGAGGGCAGCUCUCAGCAUUAUUCUUCCUGUAGGAGCAAUACAACAUCCUGUCAGCUGAACCAGCUGCAGUGUGGGAAAGUUUACAACCUGACUGUGAUGGCUGAGGAUGCCACCUGCAACAGCACUGGAGACAUCAGUACAACCCUAAUGACAGCUCCUUGCUCUCCCUCUGUCCAGAACAGCACUCUGAUCUGUGGCACCAAUUCUUCCUCUCUGUCAUGGAUGGCAAUGGCGGACGCCACAGGUUACAUAGUUAAUGCAACGGCAACAAAUGGGCACACAGUUUCAUGCAGCUCAGCUGCUGCUACGUGCAUCCUAACAGAUCUCCUGUGUAGUGAAACCUACAUGACCACAGUCACUGCACAGGGAAGCCAGUGUGACAGUGCACCAAGCUCCAGCACCAACAUUACCACAUCCCCCUGUGCUCCAGCUAACAUAUCUAAGCAAUAUGUGUGUGGCACCAGCACAGCAGUGUUCAGUUGGACUGACCCUUUGGGACGCCUCAGCUUCUUGGCUCAGGUUGCAGGAGAAGGGUAUCAGGAUAGCUGCCAGACUACAAAUACCAGCUGUGCGUUCCAAAGUCUCCCUUGUGGUUUGGGUUUAAAUGUAACAGUCGAGGCUCAGGGGGCACAGUGCAACAGCAUCCCAAGUGUCAGCGAAUCUCUUGAAACAGUCCCGUGUGCCCCGACUAAUGUCAGCGCCAUCCUGGUUUGUCUCAAUCACUCAGCCCUGGUCUCAUGGGUGGGAAGCCCCAGUGCUAUAGGAUUCAAUGUGACACUGACAGGCCAGGAUGGACACACACACCACUGCCAAACCAACACCACCAGCUGUCAGCUACCUGACAUCCACUGUGGUGAAACCUAUGACAUCGUGGUGACACCGUACUCUGAGACAUGUGCAGGACAUCCAAGUGCACUUUACGUCUUUAGAGCAGGUCUUUGUGCUCCCAGUAAUGUCACUGUGUCUCCAGAGUGUGAGGACAGCAUUGUCUCUUGGUCUAAUGUAACAGGGGCUGAGAUGUUCAUAGCAACAGCAACUGCAGGAGAUGGCCACACUCACACUUGCAGCUCGAACUAUUCCAACUCGUGCAAUUUCACUGACCUCCACUGUGGGGAAACCUACGCUGUUACUGUUGUUACUGUGGACAGGGGCUGCUGGAGUGAACCAAGCUCAGCCAUGGAGCUGAGAACAGCUUUGUGUCCACCUACUAACUUGACUGGUCAAGUCAGUUGUGAUACCAACGUUUUGACCCUGACGUGGGACCUGAGUCCAGUGUCGGGGGCCACCUACUCUUUACAAACUGAGUGGAUAGGAGGUGCACUCACUCCUUCAUUGAACAAUACCUCUAAUACCUCGCACACACUUACCAAUAUGCUGUGUGGACAGAGAUAUGCUUUCCGCAUUGCAGCACAGGAUGGAAACUGCCUCAGCAGCUACAGUCUGCCCAUAGAAAUAAGCACAGUCCCAUGUCUGCCAACCAACUUCACUGCUCAUGUGGACUGUGGAACAAACAAAGGGAAUUUCUCCUGGGCCGGGACGAGCGGAGCUGAUUUUUACACUGUUGAGGUCACAGGAGGGCAUGGCCACAUAGCGUCCUGUUCCUCCAGUGACACCUCCUGCGCUACAAAACUUCACUGUGGCCGGACAUACUCCGCUACACUGGUGGCUUCCACAGAAAGCUGCAACAGCAGCAAACAUGCUGACAUUAGUUUUGAUUCUGCUCCCUGUCUCCCAGAAGACGUCUUAGCCGAGUUGCAGUGUAACACCAACGUGAUGAAUGUGAGUUGGACACAGACCCCCGGCUCAGAUGAUUACACUGCCUGGGCCAUCAGUACAGAUGGACACAGGGCCUCCUGCAACUCAACCUCCAACUCCUGCUGCAUUCAUGAUCUGCAGUGUGGCAAAGUCUACGAGGUGGCCGUCACCUCCUCCUCCCUUCACUGUGACAUUAUUGCUGGCUCCGACUACAAGGUCCAGUCUGCUCCCUGUAAACCCGAGAACACCUCAGUCGACCAGAACUGUAGCAGCAAUGUCCUGACAGUGAAGUGGAAGCAGAGCAGCACAGAACAGAACUACACUGUUCAAGCCACGUCUGAUUCAGGGGUUAACACCACCUGUGACUCCACUGAGAGCAGCUGCUCCUUCCUGGACCUGAGCUGUGGUCAACUCUACACUUUCACUGUGAUGGGACACUCUAAUGUGUGCAUGAGCGAGAUGAGCAGCCCUAUAGAGAAGCUCACUGCCCCAUGUCCUCCCAACAAUGUGUCAGCUGAACUGAACUGUACUACUGGUGAAGCUCUGGCCAGCUGGAGUACUGCUGCUGCAGCCGUAGGCUACAGUGUCCAGGCCACCUCCAACAGUGGACACAACUCCUCCUGCAGUGAGAUGGGCACAUCCUGUUACCUCAGUAACCUGGUCUGUGGACAGGAAUACUCUGUCGUUGUGGAGGCAAUUGAUACCGGCUGUCCUGGCCCGGCCAGUACCCCUGCGAUGUUCAUUACAGAGCCCUGUGCCCCCAUGAAUCUCUCUGUCCACUACAAUGUCGGCUCUGCCCAGGUGAUGUGGGGGGCUGCAAGAGGUGCCAGCUCAUACUCUGUCGAGGGUGUGACUGACCAGGGCUCGGCGGUCACAUGUAACACCACCAACACCAACUGCUCCCUGAAUGGCCUGCAGUGUAGUCAGACCUACAACAUCACUGUGAUGGCACACAACAUGGACUGUGACAGUGUGAUCUCUGAAACCUAUCACCUCAUGACAGAACCCUGCCCACCCACCAACGUUCAAGCCAAUAUUGCGUGUGAGCAACUUACCGCAACUGUUUCUUGGCAGCAGAGCGACCUGGCUGUGGGUUAUGUCGCCUACUUUGAGAACGAGAUUGGACACAACACUUCUUGCGUUGGCACGGAUGCAGAUACCUCCUGUGAUGUCUCAGGACUGAUGUGUGGUACAGUGUACAGCGUCUGGGUCAAGGCCUUGGGACAGCAGUAUAACAGCUCUGACAGCAUAGGGGUCUCUAUUACACCAGGACCUUGCCAGACGAGUGGCAUCGAGGCCGUUUUGGACUGUGAGAUCAACUCUGCUACCGUUUCUUGGCAGCCCAGUGUCGGAGCCAUGUCCUAUGUUACUGAGCUUACAGCUUCGUCAGGCCACACCGCCAGCUGCACCACCAAUUACACCAACUGUGAGCUGAUCUCUCUGCGGUGCGGAGAGGAAUACAACAUCACUGUGAAGGCUCUGGGAUAUACUUGCAACACUACUGCUCAAAUGGCAGGAUACCUCACCACAGAGCCCUGUGCCCCCAUGAAUCUCUCUGUCCACUACAAUGUGAGCACUGCCGAGGUGAUGUGGGGGGCGGCAAGAGGUGUGAGCUCAUACUUUGUCCAGGCUGUGACUGACGAGGGCUUGACAGUCACCUGUAACACCACCAACGCCAGCUGUUCCCUGAAUGGCCUGCAGUGUAGUCAGAUCUACAAUGUCACUCUGAUGGCACAAAACUUGGUCUGCAACAACACUGUGACUUCUGAACCCUACAGCCUUAUGACAGAACCUUGCCCACCCACCAACAUUCAAGCCAGUAUGGCGUGUGAACAACUUACUGCGACAGUUUCCUGGCAGCAGAGCAACCUGGCUGUGGGUUAUGUCGCCUACUUUGAGAACGAGAUUGGACACAACACUUCUUGCGUUGGCACGGAUGCAGAUACCUCCUGUGAUGUCUCAGGACUGAUGUGUGGUACAGUGUACAGCGUCUGGGUCAAGGCCUUGGGACAGCUGUAUAACAGCUCUGACAGCACAGUGAUCUCUCUUACAUCAGCUCCAUGUCUGCCGAGAGAGUUAGAGGUAGAUGUUGACUGUAACUCUGAUGGUGCCGCCAUUGUGUCCUGGAAUGCUACUUAUGGCACAGCAAACUUUUUGCUGUCAGCCAUUGUCAGCGGAAGUCUUCAGACUUUGUGUGCAACUCAGCAGAACAGCUGUAAUGUGACAGAUUUAAGUUGUGGAGAAACCUACAACCUUAGCCUCACCGCCAGCAACCAGCAGUGCAACCUCACAGCGCCGAUUCAUGCCAACCUCACCACACGUCCUUGUCCUCCUCAGCAUGUAGCUGUUGACCUGCAGUGUGGCUCCCGCACUGCAGUCCUGUCCUGGGAGAAGAGGUCUGAUGUUGAAGUGUACAAAGCAAGUGCUAUCAAGACUUCCGGAGGGGAGGUGCAGAGGUGUAACUCUACAAACUCUACCUGUCAGUUUUCCGGGCUGGACUGUGGAGAGACCUACAACUUUACUGUAACAACACACAGUCAAGGCUGCACUAGCCAGGCCAGCAGCACCGUGUGCAUCCAAACAGAGCCUUGCCAGCCUGUGAUUGUGUCUGCUCAGGCGCUCUGCAACAGUUCUGGUGUCCAGAUCUCCUGGCACCAAGCAAGUGGUGUUGUGAAUUACUUAGUAACAGCCAGAGGGAGCCUUGGAUAUGUGGAGAUACACAAUACAACCCAGACCCUUCUGUCUGCUGCUUUACCAUGUGGACAGGACUACAAUGUCACUAUACAAGGACAAGGCAGCGAGUGUGACAGCAUCCCCAGCAGCCCUGCCUUCUUUAAAACCACUCCGUGUAUACCCCGCGAUGUCACAACCUAUGUGCAGUGUGAGUUUAACAUGGGCUCCGUCAGCUGGGGACCCACUGAUGGCGCCGAUACUUAUGUUGCCGUGGCAACUGGGCUUGAUGGCCACACCCACCUUUGUCUCACCAACACCACCUCCUGCACCUGGAACGACCUGCACUGUGGAGAGGAGUACAAUGUUGUAGUGAGAGCAAAGGAUGACAACUGCACCAGCCUGCCCAGCAACAGCUCUUUCAUCCAUAUGAAUCCCUGCGUGCCCCAGCAUUUGUCUGCCUCUGUGAAUUGCAAUAUGAAAGUUGUGUCUCUGAGCUGGAAUGCCAGUAAUGGGACAAAGCUGUACAUGGUAUCAGCUGAGGCAGGAAACAAAACAACUGCGCUCACCACUAAUGUCACCACAGCCCACUUCUCUGACUUCACCUGUGGACAGAACUACAACCUUACAGUGACAUCUCACAGCCAGCACUGUCCUGGCAAUCCCAGCACACCAGCCUCCAUACAGACAUGGCCAUGUCCACCCGCAGGAAUCUCUACCAUGCAGGACUGUCUCUCUGGCAUCGUCAUGGUAACCUGGCAGGCCAGUAAUGGGUCAGACUACUACACAGCCACCAUGCAAACUGACUCUGGCAUCUCAAACUUGUGCAUGUCUGACUCUAAUGAAUGCAGCGUCCCCGGCCUGACCUGUGGGAACAACUUCACUGUGUCGGUCACAGCCUCCAACCAGCAGUGUAACAUCACCUCCACUCAAACCACCAGUCUGCAGUCAGUGCCUUGUGUUCCCACUAAUGUCUUAGUGGGGAUGGACUGUACCAACAACACCGCUCUUGUGUCGUGGUCUGCCAGUCUGGGCGCUGUACAAUACUUAGUGACGGCCCACAGUAGCCAUAGCAACGUCAGCUGCCAGACUUCUGACCUCAACUGCAGCCUUGACAACCUUGCAUGUGGUAACCUCUACACUGUUCAGGUAGUGGCUAUGGAUGACAACUGCUCUAGUGUCCCCAGCGAGGGUUUGAUAUUAAACUCAGCCCCAUGCCUGCCUCAGAACGUGAGUGCCGACGUGAGUUGCUCAUCAAACUACAUGGAGAUCUCUUGGGAUGCCAUCAGAGAAGCAGACCACUUUUUGGUUUCAGUGACUGCGGACAAUGGAGGAAUGAUCGACUCAUGCAACACCACAAACACCACAUGUUCCAUCAGCAAUGUAACCUGUGGAGACACAUUAAGGGUUCAAGUCACCUCCGUCAGAGGCACCUGUCGCAACCAGCACAGUCUGACCCACAGCACCAUGUCAGCUCCCUGCCAGCCCCAGGGAGUCAGAGGCAACAUUGACUGUGUGACCAACUCUGCCUGGAUAUCAUGGGAUGCUGCUGCGGGGGCGGACAGCUACACUGUGAUAGCUGUAGGCGGAAAGGACUAUACAGCCAACUGCACCACCUCCUCCAACACUACCUGUGAGGUGGAAGACCUGGCAUGUGGCGUACUAUAUAACUUCAGCGUUAUUGCUAAAAACAGCAAGUGUGAGAGUCAGCCUAGUGCCAUCAUUGACUUGGGGACAGCCCCCUGCUCGCUCCCUGCUAUCACAGCGGAUGCUCAGUGCCACAAUUCCUCUAUACUCGUCAUGUGGGAUCUGAUGGAGGGCAGCGACGGCAACACUGUGUACACAGCCACAGCAGAAGCCGCAGACCAUACCUACCUAUCCUGCAACAACACUGGCACUAGUUGCUACCUCCAUGAAGCUCGAUGUGAUCUCCAUUACACUAUCAUUGUAGCUGGUUCAUCAGACCAGUGCAGCAGUAUGAGAAGCCCACCAUACAAAAUAAGCAUGGAGCCUUGUCCACCCACAAACGUGUCGGUUGACAUCUCCUGCGAGAACCGUAGUGCGCUGGUGUCCUGGAGCCCCUCUCCUGUCGCUGAAAGCUACCAUGUUGUUGCUACAGCUGCAGACGGACACACACAUACCUGCAACACCACCUCUAAUAACUGCAACGUAACAGAACUCCACUGUGACGAGCAGUAUACAGUCUUUGUGACGGCCAGCCACGAGAACUGCACCAGCAAGGCCAGUCAAAAUGUCACAGUCAACACAGGUCCCUGCCAACCUGAGGAUCUCUCAGUUACAUACCACUGUGACAAUCAGUCCGCACUGCUGUCAUGGACGGCCAGCGAUAACGCCGGACACUACUAUGGCUGUGCCCAGGCUGGAAAUGGAGACAUGCUGUACUGUCAGAGCACAAAUCCCACCUGUAGUAUCCAGGGUCUUGAUUGUGGAACAGCUUACACUUUCUCUGUCCAAGCAUCAGAUGGGACAUGCAACAGCUCCUUCAGUGACACAGUUCAGAGUGUAGCAGCUCCCUGUCCUCCAGACGCUGUUGAAGUGCAGCUAAUGCCGGUGCAGGCAGAUGUCCAGACGAUGCGCUUCAACUGGACAGAGGUCAUCUGUAAUGACACAGAGUACUUGCUGACGUUAACAGGAAGCCUGCUGGGAGACAGCCAGGCCCAGUUUGAGGUCUCUUCUUAUUGGACGAGCGUGACAUACUUUGAGAUUCCUCUCCCCUGCGGUUCAGACUAUAUUGCUACAGUUCAGAGCAGGACUGCUGCCAGUACCAGCGAGCCAUCUGUGCCUCUCAAUGGAACAACAGCUCCUUGCCCACCAUCAGGAGUGGUGUACAGUGGUAACAGCUCCUUUGCCACAGUUUCGUGGAACUCCUCUGCGUAUGCCACCACAUACACAGUGUACGACAACAGUGUUAUGCCAAAAAUUGAGCUAUGCAACACUGCAGGGCUGUCUUGCUCUCUGUCCAACAUCAGUUCUACUGACCUGGUGAUCACAGCCAGCAACACGGCUGGAGAGAGUGAAACAGCAAAUGUCGCAAUUGUGGAAACACAAAAUCGGAGGAGGAGAGAUCUCAGUGAACAAAUGCCAGAUGAUGGAAUCCUCUCAGCUCCCAUGGUGGAUAUCACAGAAGCGACGUCAACGGUUAUUUUGGCUGAGUGGUCUCAAGUACGUGCCGCUUCCCAUUACAGCCUGUUCAUCAGGAAGCAAGGGGGCUCCAGUGAGGCAAUGGAAUAUACAGUGUAUGGCGAGAGCAUCAUUCUCACCGAUCUGAGCCCCAACUCGAUCUACUGUAUCUCUGUGGAAGCCUGGAACUCAGCCACCAGUGGGCCAGAGUCAGAGCCUGUGUGUGUGCAAACAGGACAGGGGCUUCCCCAAUAGGAAAACACUUCUGUAGACAGAGAUAGAGCUAUAUCUUUUGUCUGCUGUUGGUUGAGGUUAUAUAUUUUAUAUCUGGGGCUAUGGUCCUCCUUCUUAAAUUUUAUUCACUUAUGUAAAUGAUAUAUUAGUCAUAAGAGGAAGCGCUUCCACUUACGUCCAGUACUUACAUACAUUUAUGCAUAUUUAAUACUGAAGUAAUUUUCAGGCUACAUUCUAAUAAAACUAUUAAAACCA